AUGGCUUCUCUCAUUUCUUGCCCUCUCCUCAAUUUUCUGCUUAUUUCUUUCACUUUUCUCUCACUUUUACUGAUUAAAAGCCAUGCUUCUGAAGGAAGAAAAUCCAUAGAAAGCCAUUAUCAUACUGUUGAAAUCAGCUCUCUACUGCCAGCUUCAGUCUGCAGCCCCUCCGUCACAGGUCCCAGCAAGAGGCCAUCUACAUUGAAAGUUGUCCACAGGCAUGGUCCAUGUUCUAAACACAGCCAAGACAAGGCCACCCCAUCCCUCGAUGAGAUACUGACCCAUGACCAGUCUCGUGUUGACUCGAUCCAGUACAAGAUCAAUCCCAAGAUAGAGACGGACAAAAUUAAGAUUAAGAAUAAGAAGGCAGCCCUUCUAGUGGAAUCUGGUGAAGCACUUGGCUCGGGAAACUACAUCGUAAGCCUUAGCCUUGGAACACCCAAGAAAUCCCUAUCUUUGAUUUUUGACACUGGCAGUGACUUAACAUGGACUCAAUGUGAACCAUGUGCACGCGUUUGCUAUGAACAACAAGAUCCAGUUUUCAACCCUACUGAAUCAACCACAUAUUCAAAUGUAUCGUGUAGUUCGACUCAAUGUUCUCGACUCUCCUCGACCACAGGAAACAACCCUGGUUGCUCCACCAAAACAUGUGUGUAUGGCAUACAAUAUGGUGACCAAUCCUUCUCUAUAGGAUUCUUUAGUCAAGACACAUUGACCAUAUCAUCAUCGGAUGUAGUUCCAAACUUCUACUUUGGAUGUGGCCAAAACAACCAAGGCCUGUUUGGAAACACGGCCGGCUUAUUAGGCCUUGGCCGGGACGCUCUUUCUAUCGUGUCCCAAACAGCACAAAGAUAUGGAAAAUACUUCUCAUAUUGUCUCCCAUCAUCAUCAUCCUCAACUGGACACUUGACAUUUGGAAAGGGUGGAGUUUCACGCAAUAUGAAAUUCACCCCUUUUGUUGGCUCACAAAGUACAUCAUUCUAUUUCAUCGACAUUCUAGGAAUCAGUGUAGGCACGACUCAAUUGCCUAUUAGACCAUCCAUAUUCAAGACUACAGGCACGAUCAUAGACUCUGGUACAGUCAUAACUCGACUUCCUCCUGCAGCCUACGACGCUUUGACAACUGAGUUCAGGAAACAGAUGAAAAUGUAUCCAAGUGCACCAGCCUACUCGAUAUUGGAUACGUGUUAUAAUUUUAACAAAUAUACCACAGUACACAUUCCAAAGAUCGUUUUUACUUUUGGUGGCAAUGUGAAAGUGGAUUUAGCGUUUUCGGGAAUACUUAUUGCUAUUAACUCGUCCAAUGUAUGCUUGGCAUUUGCGGAAAACAGUGAUGCCUCGGAUGUCGGGAUUAUCGGAAAUGUCCAACAGAAGACGUUGGAGGUGGUGUAUGAUGUUGCAGGAGGGCAGUUAGGAUUUGCACCUGGAGGAUGUUAA
Fraxinus pennsylvanica is the source of this 1437-nucleotide messenger RNA. The record is from the annotation of a GenBank genome assembly. Lineage: Eukaryota; Viridiplantae; Streptophyta; Magnoliopsida; Lamiales; Oleaceae.